This is a messenger RNA of Leptopilina boulardi, 1323 nucleotides long. Its product is annotated as glutamic acid-rich protein-like. The coding region runs from base 1 to 1323 and encodes 440 amino acids. The record is from RefSeq and is a predicted model, not a curated record. The transcript has 7 exons. NCBI's taxonomy places the organism in Eukaryota, Metazoa, Arthropoda, Insecta, Hymenoptera, Figitidae.
AUGCCAGGAAAAAUUUAUGUGCUUUUGCAAUGGGUGGAUAAACCGAAUGCAAUCACGAUUAUGGAGGAAACUGAAGAUGCGAAGAAAGCAAACGAGGAAGAAAUUAUUCAAAUAAAAUAUCCCAACAAAGGAGUCUUUAAAGCAAUUCUCCUUCACAGAAGUGAGUCAAAAAGUUUCUUAGAAAAACUCAGUAAAAAUGUCAAUAAAGACGGGACCAUCACGGCAAAGAAAAAAAAUACUUCAAAAAUCGAAAAAUUUAAAUCUCAGUCAGCGAAGGAGAAAGCCGAAUCAAAACUGAAAAAGAAAAUGAGAGCUCAAACUGCAUCAAAAUUAGAGGAUAAAAUUUCUGAAAUACAUCCAAUUUGUGAAGAUAAACGUAAGAAAACCACUGAUUCGGCUGUUAAGAAUAUUCUCGUAAAUGAUUUCGACGAUAAUCAGAAAGACAAUGGAAUGAACAACGAAAAAAUUGAUGUCGUAACAGUGAACAGAAAUAAUUUAGAUUCAAGUGAUCUCGAACAUGUAAAAACCCAUUCGACAUUGGACAAGGAAUCAGAAAAACCCUCAAAGUUUAACAACAAAAAUAAAAAAUCAUCACGAAUUGAAGAUAAACGCAAGAAAACCACUGAUUCGACUAGUAAAGAUAUUUCUGUAACUGAUUCCGAUGAUAAUCACGAAGACAAUGGAAUAAGCCACAAAAAAAUUGAUAUCGUAACAAUGAACGAAGAUAAUUUGGAUGCAAGUGAACCUGAAAAUGUAGAAACCCAUUUGACAUUAGAAAAUGAAUCGGAAAAAUCCUCAAAGUUCAAUAAAACUAAAAAAUCAUCACGAAUUGGCGAUCUUGGAAUUGCCUUCAACAUCAAAAUUGCCUUCAAAAACACCCUCAACUUUGGAAUUGCCUUCAACAUCAAAGUUGCCUAUUCGAAAUCACCCUCAACUUUAGAAUUGACUUCAACUUCUAAAUCCUCUUUAAUUAACGAAUUGUCUUUAACUUCCGGUUUAUCGUUAUCUGACGAAUUCCCUUCAACUUCCGUUACACCAGAAUUUGUCAAUGGUCUAGAGAUCUUAUUAAAAUUUGCUAAAACAGUUGUAGACAAAAAUGUUGAAGUAAAUUCUCCUGAAAUGGAUGAGAAAGAAGUCGUAGAGGACAAUAAAGUCGAUCACAGUGAUGAGGGUAAUGAGGAAGAAGAUAGUCAGGAUGAAAAUAGUGAGAGAGAGGAUAGUCAGGAAUAUAAUAGUGAUAGAGAGGAUAGUCAGGAACAGGAUAGUGAGGAGGAAAAUGAGAAUGAUCAUGAAGAGCCACUGGCCAAAAAAAGAAAACUGUAG